AUGCCUGUCUUUCGUUUGGAUAAAAAGACGUCAAGUGGUUGUGGCCGAUUGGCUACCACGUUGCUAUCGUACCAUCGUGACCACUCGUGUCCCAGUAACGAGAAAAACGACACCAGAAAAAGGACGGGCGACAGCACGCGCGCGCUGCGGCACCCGCAGCAGAAGGUGCAGGUCGAUUUUUAUGAGAAAGGAAACCGCAAUGUACGCCUCGCUAGCCCUAACCGCUUCGAGCGAGCGGUCGCACUGUUGACAACCGAGCUGACCAGUUUUAGCGCCCACCGACUUGUCGGUGUGACGGUACACUGUACCAGGAGUCAGUUCCCCCCGACUCUGGAUGUCCGUAGAUACCACCUGUCAACGUCAUGA
Molecule: messenger RNA, 366 nt
Organism: Peronospora matthiolae
Lineage: Eukaryota; Oomycota; Peronosporomycetes; Peronosporales; Peronosporaceae
Source: the annotation of a GenBank genome assembly